AUCGACAUAUUGAAGCUAGCUUCCUUAGCUGGUUAGCUAUGCGUCACGUACCUUUCUAGUUAACCUAAAAGUUGGUAUUUAUGUGUGAAAUGUUUGUCGGAGGUGUUUGCGGAUGAACUGGGAGCAAGGACUUAAUUAUGUAAAAUCAUCCAAAAUGACUACAAAAGUGGAUAAACCCACCAGUCCUGCUAAAAACCACGCGAAAAAUACUAGCCCAAAGCAAGACUCGAGCUAUGGCUACAAAGAAGAGUCUUUCGAGUUUGAACCACCACCAGAAGCUCCUGUUUUUCACCCAACUGAGGAAGAAUUCAACGAUCCACUUGAGUACAUCAACAAGAUCAGGAAAUAUGCUGAAGGAUCGGGCAUUUGCAAGAUUAAACCGCCUCCAAAUUGGCAACCGCCUUUUGCCGUUGACGUUGAUAAACUAAGAUUUACGCCACGAAUUCAGAGACUUAACGAAUUAGAGGCUAAAACUCGCGUCAAAUUAAAUUUCCUCGACCAAAUCGCCAAGUUCUGGGAACUGCAAGGUUCCACAUUGAAAAUUCCUAUGGUAGAAAAACGUUGUAUUGACCUAUACACGUUACACAGCAUUGUUCAAAGUCAAGGUGGUUUUGAUCAAGUAACCAAAGAUAGGAAAUGGUCAAAAAUUUCGGUUUCUAUGGGGUACCCAUCUGGUAAAAGUAUAGGCACAAUACUAAAAACCCAUUACGAAAGGUUACUUUAUCCCUUUGAUCUUUUCAAACAAGGGAAAACUUUGAAUUUUAAAAUGGCAUCACCUAUAAAUGAAGAAAGCGAAAAGGCUGAUAAAGACUAUAAACCGCACGGGAUUGUGGGACGAAUGGCUAUUAAACCACCACCUGAGAAACACGCCCGACGAUCUAAACGAUUUGAAGCUGACCCAAAAGUCGAAGACGAUGUAAAAGAAGAAUGUAAAGAUGACAACAAAGAAUUAAAACGCCUACAAUUCUAUGGCGCCGGUCCAAAAAUGGCCAUUAGUAAGGAGAAAGAGGAGGAAAGAAGAAAUAACAAAACUGUCAACUACGACUUCGAUCCUUUGGCAAAAUACGUCUGUCACAACUGUAACCGCGGCGAUUCUGAAGAGUAUAUGCUAUUGUGUGAUGGUUGCGACGACAGUUACCACACAUUUUGUCUAAUGCCACCUUUAAACGAGAUUCCUAAAGGUGACUGGCGCUGUCCUAAAUGUGUGGCUGAAGAAGUGUCCAAACCAAUGGAAGCCUUCGGUUUCGAGCAAGCCCAAAGAGAAUACACUCUGCAACAAUUCGGCGAUAUGGCCGACCAAUUUAAAUCCGAGUAUUUCAACAUGCCGGUUCAUAUGGUACCCACGAAUGUCGUCGAGAAAGAAUUCUGGCGCAUCGUGUCUUCAAUCGAUGAAGAUGUGACAGUUGAAUAUGGCGCUGAUCUUCACACUAUGGAUCAUGGGUCGGGUUUUCCAACCAAAACGUCUCUAAAUCUCCUACCCGGGGAUAAGGAGUAUGCCGAUUCUGGGUGGAAUUUGAACAACCUCCCGGUUUUGGAAAACUCGGUUUUGGGGUAUAUCAAUGCAGAUAUCUCCGGGAUGAAAGUCCCGUGGAUGUACGUCGGGAUGUGUUUCGCGACGUUCUGUUGGCACAACGAAGACCAUUGGAGCUAUUCUAUUAAUUAUCUCCAUUGGGGCGAAGCCAAAACUUGGUAUGGAGUUCCUGGGAAAAUGGCCGAAGCCUUCGAGGAGACAAUGAAGUCGGCCGCUCCUGAACUUUUUCACUCACAACCCGAUUUACUACAUCAGUUAGUCACAAUAAUGAAUCCGAAUAUUCUGAUGAAAGCUGGAGUUCCUGUUUAUCGCACGGAUCAGCAUGCGGGGGAGUUUGUCGUGACAUUUCCUCGGGCUUAUCAUGCGGGGUUCAACCAGGGGUAUAACUUUGCCGAGGCUGUCAAUUUCGCACCAGCUGAUUGGUUGAGGAUGGGCCGUGAGUGUAUUUUGCACUAUUCGAAUUUGCGCCGUUUUUGCGUAUUCUCUCAUGAUGAGUUAGUGUGUAAAAUGGCUCUAGAUCCGGAUAAGUUAGGUCUGACGAUAGCCGCAGCUACAUAUCAAGACAUGCUACAAAUGGUCGAAACUGAGAAAACACUAAGAAAGACGCUCCUCGAUGCGGGAGUGUCUAACGCUGAACGCGAGGCUUUUGAGUUGCUUCCCGAUGACGAAAGGCAAUGCGAUCAUUGCAAAACGACAUGCUUCCUAUCUGCAGUAACAUGCAAAUGUUCACCGGAUAUUCUCGUUUGUCUUCGUCAUUACAAAAAUUUAUGUAAUUGUCAUCCAGAGAAUUACACGUUACGUUAUCGUUACACAUUAGAUGAAUUACCGGUAAUGCUUAAGUCGUUAAAACUUAAAGCUGAAUCAUUUGAUCAUUGGGUCAAUCGCGUGAAAGAUGCUUUAGAUCCGAAAACUCCCAAAACACUGACAUUGCAAGAAUUGAAAGCUUUACUUAAUGAAGCAGACGGCAAGAAAUUUCCAAAAUGUGAUUUACUACAAACAUUAACCGACGCGGUAGAAGAUGCCGAGAAAUGCGCAAGAGUUAUCCAACAAUUAGAUUUAAAUAAAAUGCGUACAAGGACAAGAAACUCAUCUGACACGAAAUACAAAUUGACGUUAAAAGAAUUAAUUCUUUUCCAUGAAGAAUUAGAUAGCCUAGUGUGUGUUUUAGAAGAAGCUAAAAGUAUUAAAGAUUUAUUAGAAGAAACGAAGAAAUUCGAAACAACUAGUAAAGCUUUACUUGAAAUGAAACUGAGUGAAUGUUCACUUUCCGAUUUAGAGCAAUGCAUUAGUCAAGGUAAUAAUCUAUGUAUAGAACUUCCGAAUUUGCGUAGUGUUAAAAUAAGAUUACGUCAAUGUGUUUGGCUUAACGACGUAUUGUCCUACAAGAAGAAAACUGAAGUCCUAGGACUUGAGUCAAUUAAAAAUAUUAUUAAAACCGGUACUCAGUUACCACCAAAUCCUGAGAUAGAAGUCGAAUUGAGUGAACUACAAGCCCUCCUAUCCAAAAGCGAAGAAUGGGAAGAAAAAGCAAAAGCUAUUCUUAAAGAUACCGGAAGUGAAGUACUUAUUGAGGUUGAUAAAUUAUUAAAAGAAGCUGGACAAAUUAAUUCGUAUCUUCCAUCUGAAGAGUUCCUUUUUGAAGCCAUGGAUAAAGCUAGAGAUUGGUUGCGUCAAUUAGAAGAAAUGAAUUCUGCUGAAUGCUAUCCCUACUUCAACGACAUGGAGGAGUUGAUUAAAAAAGGACACCAGUUGGCGUUACAUUUGGUUGAAGUCAGCAAAUUGGAGUCGUUUUUAGAGACAGCGAACGCUUGGAAAGAGAAAACAAGUCGGGCGUUUCUUCGGAAAAACUCAUCGUGUAACUUAAUGGAGGCUUUAUCACCUCGAAUACAACUCACCAGUAAUUCAAAAUGUCGCAAAAAGAAUCAAGACGACGAGCAUGGCAUUUUUAACCUAACCAGUGACAUGGAUCCUGCUACUGUUGUAGCACUAUUCAAAGAUGCCGAACAGAAUGAAAUGGAGUUAAUACGAACUGUCCGUGCUGCAAAUUUAGAAAAAAGUAUGGAUCCGAACGACUGUGCCUCAUUUUGCGUCUGUGGUCGAAGUCUUUUUGGCUUGAUGAUGCAAUGUGAAUUGUGCAAGGAUUGGUUCCAUUCAAAUUGCGUCCCUCUUCCCAAAGUCGCGUCUUCAAAGUACAAAGGCAACUUUACUAGUGUUGCACUACAUUUGGGAUUUAAAGACUGCAAAUUUCUCUGUCCUAACUGCUACAGGACAAAGCGUCCACGUCUAGAUGCGAUACUUCUUCUCUUGAUGUCCUUGCAGAAACUCUUCGUUAGAGUUCCUGAGGGUGAGGCUUUACAAAGUUUGACUGAACGCGCUAUGAACUGGCAAGACCGUGCUCGCCAACUUAUUCAACAACCAGAACUUGAAGCAGCUAAAAACAAACUUGCAUCGUUCAGUCAGAAAUAUUCAGAAGCAGCAGCGAGACAAAGAACUGAGAAGAUUAUUUCGAGCGAACUAAAGCGAGCUUAUAAGAACCCGGAUUUGUUACAAAGGGUACAAGAAAUAGCACCCUUUAGUGGAGUUACACAAGAUGAUAAGUCUGAUGAUACUAACGUUACGGAUUCUUCAGAUGACUCUAAGGGAUAUGGUUCAGCAGAUGACCGGAUGGGAGAACACGCCUACUCCCUCCAUUUCCCUAAAUUUGACUCGAGUGAAUAUAAAUUGCAAAUUGCUUCAGAUAUCAGGAAGCAGAUUGAGGAGUUGUUAAUGGAAGGGGAUUUGCUUGAGGUUUAUCUGGAUGAAAUUUUCCAACUUUGGAAGUUGCUUCAAGCAUCGCGGGAUCCGGAAAAGGAAGCUAUUUUGAUCGAUUUUGAUAUGCAUUCAAAGAAUGCUCCGUCGAAGCGCGGUCGUAAGCGUCGAUCGGAUGAGAUCGAGAUGAUGAAGAAGUCCAAACUCGUGAGAAAUGACGAUAAACAGAAGUCCAAACCGAAAACCAAAGAAACACAAGGGAAGAAAGAAGGUACUCGACGCAAGGGCCGCCGACGUCAGUCCACAGGUUCGGAGGACGAGGACGAAGAUAGUUGCGCUGCAACAGGUUGUUUGAAGCCGUUGGGAGAGAACGUCGAUUGGGUUCAAUGUGACGGUGGGUGUGAUAAGUGGUUUCACAUGGCCUGUGUUGGUUUAUCCGCGCAGGAUAUAUGUGAAGAUGAAGAUUACAUUUGUAUGACCUGCUCACAAAAUACUUACGGAACACUCAAUACCGUCGAUAGUUUUUCAUCUAUCAGUUCUGAUUGUUCCACUUUAUCCCAGCCUUCCACUUCGAAAGACUCUGUUCAGUGCAAAUUUUAGUCAUAAUUGUCCGACGAGGACUGAUACAAGUAUUUUAGUAUAGAUAAUGUAUACAAUGUUCAGUUGUGAUAAUCUACGAUAAGAGAUGUAAAAAUAUUUUCAUGUAUCAUUAUCAUUUUUACACUUUUUAUUAUAUACUUUCUUUAUGGUUUUGUUGUUAAAUCUACGUAGUUGAUGCGCUAUUUAUUCCUCAAAUUUACCUACAGUUCAUAAUUUUUUUGUUAUUCUUACAUCUUUUUUAUCAAAUGAUCAAGUGAACUGUGGUUAAAUUAUCCAUAAGAAACUUUAUUUAUUUUAUUUUACUGAAUAUGCACCGUUUUGCGCUUUAGAGAUUAUGUAUAUUUUUAUAUUUUUUCUUUUGUCAUUAUGUUAAGUAGAUAUAAGUAUUAAUAUUUAACUUUAUUGUCUUUGCAAUUUCUUUUGUCAAUAAAUACUUUUGGAUACUAA
This is a messenger RNA of Tribolium madens (black flour beetle), 5326 nucleotides long. It is a transcript of the gene Kdm5, whose product is annotated as lysine-specific demethylase lid. Gene Ontology annotation, molecular function: DNA binding; histone demethylase activity. Gene Ontology annotation, cellular component: nucleus. Lineage: Eukaryota; Metazoa; Arthropoda; Insecta; Coleoptera; Tenebrionidae. The transcript has 12 exons. Gene Ontology annotation, biological process: chromatin remodeling. Bases 113 to 4879 code for a protein of 1588 amino acids. The record is from RefSeq and is a predicted model, not a curated record.